AUGGAGGUCUCCGCCGCGGGCAACGCGGUCCUGGCGCGCAGCUGGCAGACGUUCACCCGCGCGCAUGGGCUGGGCAGGCGGUGCGCCCUCCACUUCAAGUACGGCGGCGAUGCGACCCUCUUUCGCCGCCCAACCAGAUCACAGCCUCCUUCUCCUCUUGCCGAGCCACCACACCCGCAGACUCGCUGCCGCGAGCCUCCUGUCCCGAUCGCGCAAGCCUCCUCAUUCCUCCAUCCCGCGCAGGAGCUCGUUCCCGAGCUCAGCUGCGUUCACGCCCGAUUACCGCGCUUCUGGAUUCCACCGACCCCGUGCAACACGAGCUCCCUCACAUGGUGCCCUUGUGCACUGGGCUCUUCAUCAACCCCUGCAUCGCCUGCAUCAAGCCGCCGCCGCGCCAGUCGCCAAGCCAAGCCGCCGGAGCGCAGGACUCUCCCGCACCUCGUCGCCGAUCGGAAUCGUGCCUCCUCCGUCGUCCCCGCGCUGCACUCCGCUGUUGCUUCCCCUGCGACCCGAGAGCGUUGCCUCCUCUGCUUCGAUGCAGGAGAACGACGGCCUCGCUCGUGCGCACCUGCAGCGCCAGCAGGACUGUGCCGAUCCGCUGUCCCAAGGCCAAGCAGCCGGCUUGCCCUGCUCCUGCCUCCCCAGAUCACCGUUGCGCAGGCGCCCUUCGGUCCCCGCGCUGCCGGCGAGCUUCAUCAGGCCCCAGGAAGUGCUCUGCCGUCGUUGCUGUUCGCCGGAGCACCGGUGCCCCGAAUCCGCCGUGGCGCUGUCGUCUUGAGCUCCUCCCGCAUCCUUGCCUUGUCUGUGCAGCUGCGCCGCUGCCUGCCUUCGACCCCACUGCUCGAUCCCCUGCUUCAGGACCGAGACGACGAACGCUGCCGCCGCGCGUUGACCCGCGCCUGGGUCGCGUCCAACAUGCCAAGGCCCAGCGCGCCCCUCCUGCAGCCUCCCUUCCAAUCGGGCCAAGGCCCAUGGUUCCGAUAACGUCGCGUUUGUGAGGAUCUAUUCGACUACGUCCGUUUGUCUUCUUCAUGG
This is a messenger RNA of Triticum dicoccoides, 1035 nucleotides long. RefSeq lists its product as uncharacterized. Bases 1 to 984 code for a protein of 327 amino acids. The transcript is spliced from 4 exons. The record is from RefSeq and is a predicted model, not a curated record. Lineage: Eukaryota; Viridiplantae; Streptophyta; Magnoliopsida; Poales; Poaceae.